AUGAAGGACACCCAGCCCACCAGCAGCGACAGCAAAGGUAUGGCAUGCAGAGGACCACUGCCGCCUCCCAGUGGCCCUCCCUUCUGCGACUACGCUCACCCUGCAUUUCCUCCAGAAUACGUGGUCAACCCAGAAUACCUGGAGAGAGAACCUCCGAGGGUGUACCCUGGGUGUUCUGGGGUACACCCUUACCACCCAUUUCCCAUGGGAUCUGCCAGCAAUCAGUCAAGCUGUCAGGGAGCACUGUCACCUCCAGGGAUAGCACUGCAGAGAGGUUUCUGACCCAUUCCUAGCAACCAAGGGCCAGGGAAUGCAGCUCGUGUGUCAAUUCCAGGUGGAGGUGGAGAUUUCCAUCAGUGAUACCAUGCUCCUCUGCCUCAGUUCAUCCCACCAAGAUUUUUGCCAGGGAUUCGUUACGUUCCACCUCCCCUUCCACUGAACGAGUUGGCUGAAACAACCAAGGAAGCACGUGCUACUGAAGCUGACAGUCAGGAUUCAGAGGUUGUUCGUGAGCCUGGCCAACCGAGUGAUGUGGAGCCUGAAGAUUAA
Molecule: messenger RNA, 549 nt
Organism: Mesitornis unicolor (brown roatelo)
Lineage: Eukaryota; Metazoa; Chordata; Aves; Mesitornithiformes; Mesitornithidae
Product: doublesex- and mab-3-related transcription factor B1-like
Exons: 4
Source: RefSeq, a predicted model, not a curated record